This is a messenger RNA of Colletotrichum acutatum, 2318 nucleotides long. RefSeq names its product PhoD-like phosphatase. The transcript has 4 exons. Bases 397 to 2241 code for a protein of 614 amino acids. The record is from RefSeq and is a predicted model, not a curated record. NCBI's taxonomy places the organism in Eukaryota, Fungi, Ascomycota, Sordariomycetes, Glomerellales, Glomerellaceae.
GCAACAGCUCCCUCACCAGCCACGCUCACAUGCAACGGGAGGUGGCUUGUUAUCGGUGUUUCAGCGCGUACGGGGCAUUUCAUCAAUCAGUGACCUCAUCUCUUCAGAGGUCAGCUCAGCUGUCACGUCACGUCUGGCAGAGCUUCCACCUCUGAGAGGACAGGCACCACCUCAGGUUCAUGGACGACCACCUUCUAUCAAACCUUCUUCCAUUGUCUCGUCCUUUCUCUCCAAUACCCAGCUGCAAGGGGAGCAGCUCUUGCCUUUUUUUCUUUGACAGACGAUCCCUGCAAACUAUUUAAUCCUCCACCAGUUCAAGUUCAAUCUUUCUCAUCUACCUACUGCAAACCCAGCUUGCAAUUUCCAACAUCUACCCACUACGGAGCUCUCGGCGUCAUGGCGGUUCAGACGCGCAUUGCAACCACAUCGUCAAUCGCGUUGAGAGUGGUCUCAUACCUCUUUCUGCGAUGGUUUCCCGGCCCGGCUGCUGUGCCCAUGAGCAUAUUCGCACUCUUUGCAGUGUUCGUGCCUUCCUUCGUAUCUGGCUAUAUCAAUGAGCCAAAGUACGAUGUCGUGGAAGACGACGUUGACGUGACGGUCAAAGAGACUGUGGCAGAAGACGUCGACGGCGCCACCAACGGCCAUGUCGUUGCUGAAGAAAUCCGAGUUGAAGAAACCAUCGUGGUCAAGGAGAAGUCUAGCCCACUGAAGACACUCCUCGCCGGCACACCGAGCUCAACCAGCCCCGUUCUUUCCAUCUUGACCUUUCUGAUCAACUUGGCCUUGGUCGCAAUGACGGCCGACUUCUUGUUCCGCGUUCGACAGUACCACCCUGUCGACGACCUCUCCUUUGUGCGCCUUGGCUAUGUCUCUCCGACAGAGGCAAAAUUCGUCAUUCGCGAACCCGACCAGGCCAAGAUGCCCGUUACGUUGGAGAUUCACAUCAAGGACCCGCAGCCACCGUUUGACAACCCCAUGUGGCAGCUUGGUGGCGGACUGAGGUUCACUGACAACACGACCGACUUUGCGACCACCUUGACCGUGCCCCUGAAGCACUCCCAGCAGAGAGUCUACGAAUGGCGCACGUCCAACAAUCACAGCGGCGAGUUCGUGGCCCCACCUAGAGCUGGGCAGAUGUCGACCUUCAACGACAACAAGUUCACCUUCUUGUCGACUUCGUGCAUCCUCCCGCGCUUCCCGUACAACCCCUUGGAGCACGCCCUGGCGAUUCCCGGCAUGCGCCACCUGGCGAGGGUCUUGCCUAGUCUGCAGGCCCAGUUCAUGCUCUUCUUGGGCGACUUCAUCUACAUUGACGUACCCAAACGCCAGGGCAAGAACGAAGAGGACUACCGCCAAAAGUACCGCCACGUCUAUGCCUCUCCAGACUGGGCGCCCGUAGGACAGAACCUCAGCUGGAUUCACGUUCUCGAUGAUCAUGAGAUUGGCAACGACUGGUCCUCAAAUACCACUGGCGUAUACCGGGCCGCAAUCGAGCCGUGGCACCACUACCAGGAGUUGGCCAACCCCCCUCCUGCUCGUGUUGCCGGGACCACGAACCUCCGCCGACAGGGCGCUACCUACUUUGAGUUUGUCCAGGGCCCCGCGAGCUUCUUCAUGCUCGACACGCGCUCGUACCGAUCCGACAAUGACGUUCCCUCCGACAGCCCGGAGAAGACGAUGCUGGGUGCUGAGCAGCUGGAGGACUUCCUCGCCUGGCUGAACCGGCCUGAGCCCAAGGGCGUCAAGUGGAAGAUUGUUGCCUCGUCGAUUCCUCUGACUAAGAACUGGCCCAUCAACCGCAAGGAUACAUGGGGAGGUUUCCUAGUGGAGCGUCGCAAAAUUUUGGAGGCCAUGUGGGAUGCUGGCGCCAGGGGCGUUGGCGUUGUCGUCGUCUCUGGCGAUCGUCACGAGUUUGCGGCCACCAAGUUCCCCCCUCCCGCCGAUGGAAGAUGGCCCGAGAGCGCCGCCGCGUACGAGUUUUCAUGCAGCCCCCUGAACCAAUUCGCAUCGCCGUUGCCAAGCUACAGACAAACCGACAACGAGGAUGUGUCUCUCAAGUACAUCCACUCUGGCAACUCCAAGUUCGGCUCUUUGACUAUUGAGAACCUGGCGGAGGGUGAGCAGAGCUCUCUCAAGUACAACCUAUACAUUGACGGCGAGAUCGUUUGGAACACGAUCAUCCUGUCACCCUCGGUCGAGAAGGCCCCCAGCACGUUUUGGGAUAAGUUGAAGGGAAACUAGGAUAGACGGGUAGAUAGAGGCGAUAUGGUCACCAGCAUCGGAAUUUGAAUAACGUUAUUUCAAGCAAGACAUGGCAG